CUUUUGCAUUGGUGGGUGCAUCUCCAUUCCGUGAGUUGUAAAUAAUUACAGUUUCUUGUGUAUAUUGCGAUUGCAAGGGUUUUGAUAAUUCGUUUUUUUAUUGAUCACGAAUUUUCUGGGCGUAAAUAAAUUAGAAAGGCACCUUUUCGGUAUCCCAGUUUUGCCCAGUUUAUUUUUUUUUGGCGAAAAUGACGGAUUCGAAUCCGCCAUUUUCAGGUUCAGGCGCUGAACCUUUGAAAAAAUUUUGCAGUCCCUACUACAAAAAUAAAAUUUGUCCUAAAGGCCUUAACUGCGGUUAUCUUCACAAGCUGAGGAAUGAAGUCGAGUGUAAGGCCUGGACAGAUGAUGAAGAUUUUUUUUUGGGAUUGGUAAAUGUGCCUGAAAACACCAAAAAAAGGCCAUGUUACUUCCAUAAAUUUGGCAAAUGCGUAUACAUGAAUAAUUGCAAAUUUUCACAUGAUCUAGAAAACUUGGAGGAUAAACAACCUGAUGGCGCCAUUGACAAUAUACCAUCCACUUCUGGGCAACAUCAGCUUGUGAAUGGGGAAGUGAAAACCGAUGAGAGUGAAGAUACUGAAGGAGCCUGUGCGUCACCACCCUUAGUUAUGGUUAAUAAUCGCAAUUGGGCAGAUGCUCCUGAGUUUGUGCCUAAACAAAAAAGCUAUGCUGAAGUUUUAGGUCCAACCGAGGUUCCAACUGAAGAGAACCUUGGUUGCCUAUGUCCAUAUCUAUCGAAGGAUAAUAAUUGUGAUAUUCCAAACUGUGAAUGGAUUCACGGAGAUUGCUGUGAUAUGUGUGGAAGAUUUACUUUACACCCCUUCAGUGAAGAGUUGAGAAAGAAACAUCAGAAGGACUGUCUUAGACAGCAUGAAAAGAACAUGGAAUUGUCCUUUGCAAUUCAGAGGUCCAAAAGUAAAACCUGUGGUGUUUGUUUUGAAGUUAUUAUGGAAAAGUCACCUGGAGAACAACGUUUUGGAAUUCUACCAAAUUGCGGCCACUGUUUCUGUCUAACAUGCAUUAGAAAAUGGAGACAAGCACAUCAGUUUGAGAACAAUAUCAUCAGAGCGUGCCCAGAAUGCAGGGUAACUUCAGAUUUUGUCUGCCCAAGCAUGUAUUGGUGUGACACAAAAGAAGAAAAAAGCAGGCUCAUUGAAAACUACAAAGGCGCGCUUUCAAAAAAAGACUGCAAGUACUUCAAAAAAGGCCAAGGAAAAUGCCCAUUUGGUAACAAAUGCUUCUACCUGCACGCUACCGUAGAUGGGCAAGUAGUCGACGUGGGACCACCUGCACGCCAGAGGAGACGUAGGAACCAGGAUGCUAAUAUGGAGGUCCUGCAAGUCAUGCUAUGGGACUUCAUCGACGAGCGGGAUUACCCGUGGGUUGCAUUCGAGGCCGAUCUUGAAGAUCUAGUCUCCUUUUUCACUGAUUCAGAUGAGUCUGAUUGGUCAGAUUAUGAAGUAUUUUUCGAUUAGGCUUAUCGGGUAGUGUUUCAUGUCUUUCCAGUUCAAUUUCCAAAUUUUUUAAGAAUCCACUUUCACUACUUCCAGUUCUGAAGAACAUGAUGCUAAUUUGUAAAGAAUCCUAAGCAAUGUGUAUUUAUCUUCUGAUUUUAUUAGGCAAUGUAACAUUUUGCUUGGUGGAUAUGCAAGUUUUAUUAUUUUGAUUUUCGUUUUGCAAUUAGAAUGAUAUUUUUUUUCAGUGUGUUUGUUCUUCACUGAACUUUGUACUUGAGGAAUUUGCAUUUGGCUUGAUUACAGCUUAAAUGUAUAGUUUUUUUUUCCUAGAAAAAAAAUUGGCCUAAAAUGCAAGAACCUAUACAAGUGUCUAGAAUGUGUUAAAAAAAAAAUCUAUGAAUUUUUUCAAGUUGAAUAGGAGUUUGAACAUUUUGUUUAUUUUUUUUGUUUAUGUAAGAUAUAUUUUUGUUAUUAUUCCCUAGUGUUUAAUAAGUGGUAAGAAAAAUAAGUGUUUAUUUCGUUGGCAGUUAAGAGUUACUGUGAUGGAAAUAUUUAAUAUUAUACAUCAUAACGGGUUUUGGGUUAGCAUAAGACACAAACUACAUAGUUUGCGCUUGGUAUUGAAAAAUAUUAUUUAAAACAUUUAAUGGGAUUAAUGAGCAUAGGUUUUUUAUAUCAUUUUUAUUUUAUUUUUGUUCCAUUUCACAAAUUUACUCGCAUCAGAUUUAAAGGGAAAGGUGACCUAAUAUAGGGGAGCUACUCUUAGAACAAUGUAUAUUAAAAAGGCUGAAAAAAAAAAUGCAGAAAAAUGUUUGAGUACCUGGUGCCCAAAUACUGCCAUUUAAUCAAAUUAUUUGUAGUAAUUAUGUGUUAUCCACCAAGCAAAUAGUUAUUCAAGAACCAAAAACCGACUUAUUAUUUCUUUGUUGAUAUUUCAGCUGUACAUAAGUUAGUUUUGUACUCACAAUAUAUAUUAUAGGUUCCAUUUCCCAUGUUAGGUAGGUUUUAAAAUCUAAUGUAACAUUCAUAUAGGAAACCAAAAGAAUUUCAGCACUUAAGAUAACAGAACAACAUUGACAGUCAAGAAGUUGAAUUGAUUUUUUAAUAAAGUUUGAUUUCAAGUCUUGACUCUUGACUUACAUAUAUCUUAUUGGCUGUAAUUCUUGCAGUCACCUCUAUUGAACUUGCUGUCGAUUUUUGUUGAUAGAAAAGUUAUUUAGUCAAGAUUUUAUUCAAAAACUAUAAAUUAUUAUGAGAACCAAAAACAUCCACUCCAUAAAUAUGUGGGUGUGUUUAAUUUUUUAUUAACAUUUCUCUACUUGCCUGUGAAUUGUUAUAAAACCAUAAACCCUUGAAUGUUUACAUUUUAUAUCUAAGAGAAAAGAUUUGUAUUCAUGUAUAGUACUGAAUAUGUACCAAUUUCAUUUAUGGUGGUUAAAAAUGUAUUUUCUCACAAACUCCCAAAUAGAUUAAUUUAUGAGGUGCCUGAUUUAUCUUUGUGGAUUGGAUAAAGUGUCUUAAUUUAGAUUUAUGGACUGAAUAAAUCAAUAUGUAGUUGAAAUUUUAAAUCAUUUAACAUUUUCAAUUUAUAUAUUCAUUUAAAAAAAAAUGGAAAAUUGACGUUUGUUAUAUUGUUAUGUUUACCUUAAAAAAAAAAACAUCUAUUUGAUAAUUUUUGUCUAAAAAUAUUCUAUCGUCGAUUUUAGUUUUGUUUUUUCAAGUAGUUUGUAAGUUCUUUAAAGCCUAGUGCCCGUUCUGUAACCAUAUUCGUUAGUUGAUAUAGAAUUUUAUAUGUUCGAAACUCGCUUUAGUUAGCUCUGUGAUACUUUGCUCAUUUAUAAAAUGAACUAUUAUUAACUUUUCGAGCCAAUUCGUAAUUUUUAUGAAGAGCAAAUAAGAACAAAAUUAAAAAUGAUGCCGUUUCCAGGCAGUCAAUAGCUAAUAAUGUCAUAAUCGAAUAAUAUAUGAUGGUGAAGUCUGCAAUGGAAUAUUUCUAUUUUGAACGUCAAUAGACCUGAGCUACUUAUCACGGUCAGAAACUUAUCGUUAUCAAUUUUCGCGAUAAUUUCAGUAACUGUAUAAAGAGGAUGUUCAGGUCAUUUCACUAACUUGUUUUGAGAAGGCCUCUUGUGCUAAAACAUGUUACGGUAUCAUAUAAAUUUUGUUUAAUUUCAAAAUUUGUUUUCUAAAGGAUAGUUAGUUCAGUUGUAUUUAAAGCAUUGACAGUGCCCUCCCCAAGAUUUUCCCAAUUUUGGGAAUAUCUGAUAAAAAGUAUUUUGGGGCAAAAUUGUCAACAAACAUAAGUUCCUGUUCCAACGAUUUCUACAACUUCGCCAUCAUAUACAGUAGCUAGCUAGUAGACCGUCAGCUAGUGACAGAUUUAGCUGCCUCAUGGAAAGUACUUCGACUUUGAGUAGAAGGAAGGAAAAUUUACCAGUGGCUCCUGGGGAUAAAAAACUCGAUUUUUCUUAUGUUACUCGAUAAUGUAAUUCAUUCGCCCACUCAAGCUCAAAAUCUCGACUUUUCCUUACAAGAUUAAUUAGGCCAUUAUUUCAACCAUUUAGCCACCUACAAUACGCGUGUGUGGUUUUCUGGAGCCAAGUUCAUUUAAUUUAAAUCCAAUUUUUGAUGUUAUCCCUAGGAGCCCCAUUUCCCUUCAUUCUACUCAAAAUUGAUGUACUUUUCAACUCCUCUUCCAGGCUUUUAUGCGAAAAUGGGGCACCUAAAUUCCCGCCUAAAUGUGUCAGUAUCUGACGGUCUAUAUAAUGUAUAAACCCAUAUUAUACAUUCUUGUUACCAUAAACCUGUAAACUUUUCUCUAAAAUGUUUUAUUAGUCGUAGAGUAGAUUUUGUAUCGUUUUUUUUUUUAUGUGUUUCAUUUAAGUUAGUUAAAAGAUACCAGAUAUGGCGGAUUAAGCGUAUAUUAUGAUUUUGAGAUUGACCAUUUAUCAAUUUAUUUGCGACGAGGCCUCUGUUUUAAGUAGUGUUUUGAUUUAAUUAUCAUGUGUGCGUUUAGUCCGCCAUUAGGAAUAUUUUCGUUCAAUUAGUUUUUUUGUUGCUUCUGAAAAAGGGCUAACAGUUUAUUCUCUUUUAUCUCUUCUAACCCUCUGAUGCAAAGUUUUAUUUUUUUUAUAAUAAUACACACAAGUUUAUUGGAAUAUUCAAAUACUGUUUUAGUUAAUGAACUGAUGGAUUAAAUGAAAACUUUAAAACACACUUCAAAAUAUAUUUAAAUGUAGUCAUGGUCGAACAAGCAUUUUUGCUAAAUUGAUUGAGCCAACCAAUGAGAAAGUUCAACAAAGAGACAAAAGGGAAAGCUCAAUCAUAUCAUAUGUACAUGACGCCCUGUCUAGCUCUUGUAAUUCUAGUGGAGUCGCAAGAGCAUACAGUCCAGUGUCAAAAAAAAAUGCCUCGGAAUGAAAACUGCCUAAAUGGCCUAGCAUCAGAGGGUUGAGAAAACAAGGAAAUACAGUACAGUCUGGCUUAUCCCAACUUUUAUAUUAGAAUAAAUGUGUAUAAUAAUAAUAAACAAAGCUAUAACAUGUAGGUAUAUUAAGCAAAAAGCACAGGCUUUCUCCUGUGAUUUUCUUGUGUCAUUUUACAUUGGCAACCAAUCAUACUUUUACCUCAGCGGAAGUAAAUUUUAGCUGACAUAAAGUAAAUCUCGAAUCUAAUAGCAUUUCAAAAAACAUAUUUGUGGUUAAGUGAGAUCUGAUCCCUGCUUGUGCUGUUAGCUCUUAUUAUUUAAUUAGUUUUUAAAUACACUUGAUUUUUAGCCCAUAAUAAAUUUUUAAUGGCUGUAUUCCACUUAAGA
Molecule: messenger RNA, 5268 nt
Organism: Ceutorhynchus assimilis (cabbage seed weevil)
Lineage: Eukaryota; Metazoa; Arthropoda; Insecta; Coleoptera; Curculionidae
Source: the annotation of a GenBank genome assembly